GUCGCUGCUCUACAACCCAACAAUAACAAGUUAUCAUGGGGGGUCUCUGCCUCAAGGAAGUUUUCGCCUGUUUUUUCCUUUCUUUCCUUUACGUCGGUAGUUUAUAUGUCUGGACUGCUACUCAGGGAAGAGACCAUCCAUCAACAAUUAAAAAACGAUGCAUCAGUGUCUUCCUCAUGACCAUAGUGUCUCCAUUUUUUGUCAUAUGGUUUGGCAGUGAAGAUUCAGAGGAGGUAACACUCUGGUCACAAAUGGGACUAAGAUGGGAGGGACUGAUCCCAGCAUUAGUGUUGCCAAUGAUUCUCACAUUUAUAUUGUUUCUGGGACCCCUUGUGCAGUCCCAUCUCACGGUACCUGUCACUUACACCCUUCACAUGUACUUGGACCCUCUGUAUUGGUACAACACAGUACAAAAUCCAAUCUGGUGGCGAAAUCAAGUCGUUGCUCCUUUUUCCGAGGAGUUUACCUUCCGUGCCUGCAUGCUGCCUAUCCUCCUGCAGUGUGUGUCUCCUGGGACAGCCAUCUUCAUUGCUCCAUUGUUCUUUGGAGUGGCCCAUCUCCAUCAUGCAGUUGACCGUCUGCGAGUGGGAAUUGAUCUACAAGCUGUGGUUCUCAUAUCCAGUUUUCAGUUUCUCUAUACGUCGGUAUUUGGGUUUUAUUCAGCAUUUCUCUUUAUAAGAACAGCCUCUCCUCACUUAGCGACGUACUCGUUUACCGACAACUUGGACUUACGAUAG
Molecule: messenger RNA, 737 nt
Organism: Cherax quadricarinatus
Lineage: Eukaryota; Metazoa; Arthropoda; Malacostraca; Decapoda; Parastacidae
Source: RefSeq, a predicted model, not a curated record